Molecule: messenger RNA, 2381 nt
Organism: Sinocyclocheilus rhinocerous
Lineage: Eukaryota; Metazoa; Chordata; Actinopteri; Cypriniformes; Cyprinidae
Product: calcium/calmodulin-dependent protein kinase type 1D-like
Exons: 11
Coding region: 515-1864 (449 amino acids)
Biological process (GO): protein phosphorylation
Molecular function (GO): protein kinase activity; ATP binding
Source: RefSeq, a predicted model, not a curated record
AAUCAUUUGAUGCAUGUGGACACCUUUGUGUUGGGUUUGGACAUGCAAGACGUGUAGUUUGGACAAAAUCCACCUGCCAACUCCAUAUUCCAGUUCAAAUAGAAUCAGAGAUAUUUCCUUUAUAAAUGUGUCAUCAAUCAUAAAGGAAUCUCAUAAGUCACUUAAACUCCAGUAUUAAGACGCACAUAUACAUGUCUGUACACUGACCAGCCAAAACCUGAUUAGCGUUUUCUGACGACCGUCUUAGUCGUGUAGGACAGCCAAUGAGAAGCUCUGGGAUUUUUAAACAGGGCAUCGCAGGUCAGUGACACACUAAAACAGGCUGAUGGAUGAACAGACAUCCAAUCAGGAGAGAAGCAUUGACUGUCCUUCAGUAGCUGAGACUUCGUCAGAGAGACUGAGCUGGAUUCUGUAUUAUAUCAGGAACCCUAAAGGGUGCAAAGUGGUUUUGAUCUCGAGUUUCAUCUUGAUUUUUAAUUUGAAUUGGAUGUAUAUAUAUUAGAAAUCAGGUCUCAUGGCUCCUGGAAUAUUAGGGAUUGUUUUGGCUGCAAGUAAAGAAAUCCCUGUAGAAGCUCACGCAGAAAUGGGGCGAAAGGAGGGCGACUAUGAUUGGAAAAAGAGCACGGAUAACAUCCAGGAUGUGUUUGAAUUCAUGGAGGUGCUCGGAUCGGGAGCAUUCUCAGAGGUCUUCAUGGUGAAGGAGAGAAAAACAGGGAAUCUUUUUGCUAUGAAGUGUAUGAAGAAGAAAAACAAAAGGGACGUCAACCUGGAGAAUGAAAUCGCCGUGUUGAGGAAGAUCCAACAUGACAAUGUGGUUUGCUUGGAGGAUUUCUAUGAAAGUCGGACGCAUUACUACCUGCUCAUGCAGCUCGUUUCAGGUGGUGAACUGUUUGACCGCAUCCUGGACCGGGGCAUGUAUUCAGAGGCUGAUGCUAGUCUGGUCAUCAGACAGGUGCUGGAGGCAGUCAGCUACCUGCACAAAAACGGCAUAGUCCACCGCGACCUCAAGCCAGAGAAUCUGCUCUACUACAGCCCUGAUGAAAACUCUAAGAUCAUGAUCAGUGAUUUUGGCCUCUCUAAGAUGGAAGAUAAUGGCAUCAUGUCCACGGCCUGUGGGACUCCAGGAUAUGUCGCCCCUGAAGUAUUGGCCCAGAAACCCUACAGCAAAGCCGUUGACUGCUGGUCUAUUGGAGUCAUCACCUACAUCCUUCUCUGUGGAUAUCCUCCUUUCUAUGAAGAAACGGAGACUCGUCUCUUUUCUAAAAUCAUGAAGGCGCAGUAUGAGUUCGACUCGCCCUUCUGGGAUGAUAUCUCUGAGUCUGCAAAGGACUUCAUCCGCAACAUGAUGCAGAAGAAUCCUAAGAUGCGUUAUGAUACAGAACAGGCUCUCGGACACCCCUGGAUUCUAGGAAAGACGGCCCGGAGUCAGGACAUCUACCACUCCGUCAGUGAGCAGAUCCAGAAAAACUUUGCCAAGUCCAAGUGGAAGCAAGCCUUCAACGCUACAGUGGCCAUUCACCACAUGAAGAAACUGCAGCUGGCCCACUCUGAGGCCUGUGUCCAUCUGAAACAGACGUCUGUGCCUGCGCCUGUGCCCGAGAUCAAGGUCAUCGCAACCUCCACACCUGAAUCUGUCCGCAAGAAGCUGUUCACUGAGACCCCCGAACCAAACGGCAACAUAGCCAGUAAUCAGAUGAACGUGCCGUCUGGCUCCACCGAGUCAAAGAGUCCGUAUCACCCGGUCCGGGUCAGUCACAGCGAGACCACCCAUGUUGGUACCCUCACCAUUGCAGAGAAGAGCAAACAUGUGUAUCACUCGGAGCCAGCAGACCUAAAUGGGUAUGUAUUUAAGUUUAAAUUAUAGAAAACAUGACCUUUGUUUGAUUAUUUGAGCUAAAACUGUAACACUCUACGUUUGAUAACUAAGCUGUGAAAAUGUGUUAAUUCAGAAACCACCAUUCUUAUAAGGUCACAGUUGUGACUGCAUUAACAUACAACCUUCUACAUUUACAUACCUGCUGGAAAAAAAAUGCUUAAACCAGUCUAAGCUGGUUUGAUGGUCUUAGCUGGUUUAAACUGGUCUUCCAGUCUGGCCAAGAUGGUGUAAAACUAGCAAACAGACCAGACUGGGACACCAACUAAGAACAGUUUUCAGCAACUUGGUGGUGACGUUGUUAUUAAUUUCACAUUCGAGAAGGCUAGCCAAUUAUGAUUGACAUCUUAAAGGUACAGUACCAGAAACAAACUGGUCAGAGAGAAUGUGGAAAAUGAUGUAAGACUAAAUUAUGAUGUUUUUGGUUCAAGAAACUAACAUUAUUAGUGGAUAUUGUGAGUGUUUUAGUUUACCAGGUUUUAAAUAGCACACAGGGUUUAAAUAGCAC